GUGCCCCAUCAUUGGUGUCAGUGGGAAGAAUUGUGCCCCAUCAUUGGUGUCAGUGGGAGGAAUAGUGCCCCAUCAUUGGUGUCAGUGGGAGGAAUAGUGCCACAUCAUUGGUGUCAGUGGGAAGAAUUGUGCCCCAUCAUUGGUGUCAGUGGGAGGAAUAGUGCCCCAUCAUUGGUGUCAGUGGGAGGAAUAGUGUCCCAUCAUUGGUGUCAGUGGGAGGAAUAGUGCCCCAUCAUUAGUGUCAAUGGGAGGAAUAGUGCCCCAUCAUUGGUGUCAGUGGGAGGAAUAGUGCCCCAUCAUUGGUGUCAGUGGGAAGAAUCGUGCCCCAUCAUUGGUGUCAGUGGGAGGAAUAAUGCCCCAUCAUUGGUGUCAGUGGGAGGAAUAGUGCCCCAUCAUUGGUGUCAGUGGGAGGAAUAG
Messenger RNA from Staurois parvus, 417 nucleotides. The record is from the annotation of a GenBank genome assembly. NCBI's taxonomy places the organism in Eukaryota, Metazoa, Chordata, Amphibia, Anura, Ranidae.